GCCCCUGGGCGUGCCAUGCGCAGCACCACACUACUGGCACUGUUGGCUGUGGUCCUGCUCUACUUGGUGUCCGGUGCCCUGGUGUUCCAGGCCCUGGAACAGCCCCAUGAGCAGCAGGCCCAAGGGGAGCUGGGGGAGGUCCGAGAGAAGUUCCUGAGGGCCCAUCCAUGUGUGAGCGACCAGGACCUGGGGCUCUUCAUCAAGGAGGUGGCUGAUGCCCUGGGAGGGGGUGCAAACCCUGACACCAACUCAACCAGUAACAGCAGCCACUCAGCCUGGGACCUGGGCAGCGCCUUCUUUUUCUCAGGCACCAUCAUCACCACCAUCGGCUAUGGCAACGCGGCCCUGCGCACAGAUGCUGGGCGCCUCUUCUGCAUCUUUUAUGCACUGGUGGGGAUCCCGCUGUUCGGGAUACUGCUGGCAGGGGUCGGGGACCGGUUGGGCUCCUCCCUACGCCGCGGCAUUGGUCACAUCGAAGCCAUCUUCCUGAGGUGGCACGUGCCGCCGGGGCUGGUGCGGAUUCUAUCGGCGGUGCUCUUUCUGCUGCUCGGCUGCCUGCUCUUUGUCCUCACGCCCACGUUCGUUUUCUGCUACGUGGAGGGCUGGAGCAAGCUGGAGGCCAUCUACUUCGUCGUGGUGACGCUCACCACGGUGGGCUUCGGGGACUAUGUGGCCGGAGCCAGCCCCAACCAGAAUUCUGCAGCCUACCAGCCGCUGGUGUGGUUCUGGAUCCUACUCGGCCUGGCCUACUUCGCUUCAGUGCUCACCACCAUCGGGAACUGGCUGCGAGUAGUGUCCCGCCGCACUCGGGCAGAGAUGGGCGGCCUCACGGCGCAGGCUGCCAGCUGGACCGGCACGGUGACUGCGCGGGUGACCCAGCGAGUCGGGCCCACGGCACCACCGCCGCCGGAGAAGGAGCGGCCACCCCUGCCUCCGCCGCCGUGCCCAGCGCAGCCCGCCAGCAGGCCCCUAUCCCCUGCGGCCCCGGAGAAGACCGAGCCACCCUCCCCGCCCACGCCGCCCACCCCGCCCACGGCCUCCGCGCUGGACUACCCCAGCGAGAAUCUGGCCUUCAUAGACGAGUCCUCGGACACGCAGAGCGAGCGCGGCUGCGCACUGCCCCGCGCUCCACGGGGCAGCCGCCGCCCCCUCAACACCCCCAGGAAGCCCGCGCGGCCCCGCGGCCCGGGGCGCCCCCGGGACAAAGGCGUGCCCGCGUAGGGGCAACACCCCUGCCCGGGCCUCUCAAAGGGCUCCGUUCUUGCUCUCUCCCCGGCAUGCUCUGCUUGUUUAACCAAAGAGCCCUCUCUCGACCGACCGGACUGAAACCUGGGGAGGAGGCUACGGGUUGCUUGUCUGCCACUCUCUGCUCCUGGCCCUCUCCUCACUUCAUCCAUUUCCAGAACCCCAAGGCUUUCUGUCUCGCUGUGCGUCUGGGCCUGUCCCUCACAACAUCUCACGACUGUGCCUCAAAGCCUGCAUCAAUAAACGAAAACAGUCUGCACCGCUGCGGGCGUGGAGCUCCGGGGACGCGAGAGGGUGUGCGAGUGCUUGCGUCGUCGGGCCACCUCCGGGGCAAGUCAGGCCUCACCCACGACCCCCAGGCCGAACCCUCUCCCUACCCCGACCCAUCGGUCAAGGCGCGGGACUCUUGGCUGUGCUUGGACGGGUGUCUCUGCCUGGAGGUUAAGGGUAGGGU
This is a messenger RNA of Eubalaena glacialis (North Atlantic right whale), 1699 nucleotides long. RefSeq names its product potassium two pore domain channel subfamily K member 4 (gene KCNK4). Gene Ontology annotation, biological process: potassium ion transmembrane transport; stabilization of membrane potential. The coding region runs from base 16 to 1221 and encodes 401 amino acids. Gene Ontology annotation, cellular component: membrane. The transcript is spliced from 6 exons. NCBI's taxonomy places the organism in Eukaryota, Metazoa, Chordata, Mammalia, Artiodactyla, Balaenidae. Gene Ontology annotation, molecular function: potassium ion leak channel activity. The record is from RefSeq and is a predicted model, not a curated record.